AUGGCCGCCACGCCGGAGGAGUUCCCGGGGCAGGGGGACCCCGAGCCUGAACCGUUCUCCCCCUCCGUCUUCUUCGACCUUCCCCCGACGCCAAGCGAAGAGGACCCGGCGGCCUCCACGGACGACCUCGCGCUAUCCUUCAUCUCGCGCAUCCUCAUGGAGGAAGACAUCGACGAAAAGUUCUUGUACCACUACCCCGACCACCCAGCGCUCCUCCAAACCCAGCAGCCAUUUGCUCAGAUCCUCUCCGGCCCAAGCGCCGCCUCCGAUUCUUUCGCCACCAACAACGAUGGAAGCGCCGCCUGCACCCUUCCGCCAUCCUCCGACGUCCCUGCGUUCGCCAACAACGCCACCUGGCCCUACGAUCCGGCCGAGUUCUCCCAGCUGCUCCUGUCCACGCCAUGCCCAGACAUGGGAGCGGGAAUCGACGGCUUCACCGCUGAUGAUCCCAACCAAUUCUUGUUGCCCCAACAAGACACCGCCAGCGCGAGAUUCCAUCAGAGUGUGGACGAGGCCAACGCGUUCCGGAAUUGCGGCGGCGCCGGCAUCCAGUGUUCGGAGUUGUUGGCUGGCCCCGAGGAGACGACUACAUCGACCACCUCCUCUCCUACCGGAGACAGGGAACACGGCGCGCUGGCUUCGACCUUCUUCAGUGGCCAGAACAGGGUAAACAUGGACAUGCUCAACCAGGCGUUCCUCAGGGGCAUGGAGGAGGCCAAAAAAUUCUUGCCCAUUGACAGCAGCCUUCUCGUCGAGGCUCGAGGCUGCAAGCUACCACAAGUCUUUGUCCCAGGCCAUGCGAUGAAUGAAGACAGGGUGGACAGAAUGUUAACAUUCCAAGGAAUCAGUAAUGGCCGGGGCCGCAAGAACCGGUGUAACUGGCAGGAUUUGGAGAAUGCAGAGAUGAGCAGGAACAGCAAGUUGAUGGUGCUGGAGCUGGAGGAAACAGAUGAGAUAAUUGAUGAAAUAAUUCUCAAUGAGUAUCGCUUGUGCCUCAAUGGAAUGCUGGGUCUGGACAUCACUAUGGAUAGCGUGGAUGGGAAAUUCGUGAGGAAGGGCAAUUGGAAGUCUGCACUGCGAAGGCAGAGCUUGAAUGAGGAGUGGACUUCCACACAUUGCUUAUUCACUGUGCACAGGCCAUUUCGAUGGACGAUCGUUGGAGUGCGGCCAUGCUACUUAAGCAGAUCAAGCAGCAUUCCUCACCGAGGGGAGAUGCCAGUCAAAGUGGCCAAGCUUCCUUGGCAUUUUGUCUACUUGGGAAGGGGACCACCAGAGGUGAGGAUCACCGGCAUUGACCUUCCCCUGCCUGGUUUCCGCCCGGCUGCUCAUAUUGAAGAGAUCGGACGCCGGCUCAGCAAAUGUGCCCGACAGUUUGGCAUACCAUUCAAGUUCCAAAGCAUUGCGGCAAAGUGGGAGAUGGUUUCUGUUGAUGACCUGCACAUUGACCCUGACGAGGCACUCAUCAUCAAUGGUCUAUUUGAUUUUGGGAACUUGAUGGAUGAGGGUGUUGACAUAUAUAGCCCAAGCCCUAGGGAUAUGGUCCUCGGAACGAAGAUUCAGACACGGUUUGCAGCCGUCCAGUACCUGCAUCAUGACAACGACCGACGCUUGCUGAUUGAAUGGGGCCUCUUUGGAAGGUUUGCCUUGAAUGUCAUUGCCUGUGAGGGUUCCGAUAGGGUUGAGCGCCACGAGACAUACAAGCAAUGGCAAGUGCGGAACCACCGGGCAGGGCUGAGACAGCUGCCUUUGGAUCCAGAUAUUGUUAAGGUUGUGAGGAAUAAGGUCAAGGAAAGCUACCACAAGGACUUUGUCAUUGAUGUGGAUCACCAGUGGCUCCUGGAAGGGUGGAAGGGGCGCAUAAUAUGUGCCAUGUCGACGUGGGUUACAGAUGAUGCUUUCUCGGAACAUUAG
Miscanthus lutarioriparius is the source of this 1911-nucleotide messenger RNA. NCBI's taxonomy places the organism in Eukaryota, Viridiplantae, Streptophyta, Magnoliopsida, Poales, Poaceae. The record is from the annotation of a GenBank genome assembly.